AUGUGGCUCAUGGUGUCACAUAGGUUCCGCAUUGGGAAGACUACAGUGCAUAACAUUGUCAAGGAAACAAGUAAUGCCGUAUGGGAGGUAUUACAGCCACAGUGUAUGCCAGUACCUGAUCAUCAACAGUGGAAAGAGAUAGCAAGAGCAUUUUUCGAUAAAUGUAAUGUUCCAAACUGUAUCGGAAGUGUGGAUGGCAAGCAUUGUCGGCUGAAAUGCCCAUCUAAUGCAAGCUCACUUUUUCAUAAUCACGAACAGUAUCACUCUAUUGUAUUAAUGGCUAUUAUUGCUGAUGUCAAGUGUUGUUUUACUCUAAUUGAUGUUGGGGCAUAUGGACGAAAUAGUGACAGUGCAGUCUUCAGUAACUCUAAUAUGGGUAGGUCAUUUCUCUCUGGUCAUUUAGAUAUCACACAGCCUAGUGAAAUACCUACUACUGAUAUCAAAGUACCAUUCUAUCUCAUAGAUGAAGCUUUCCCUUUAAAGCCCAAUAUAAUGAGGCCAUAUCCUCGAAAGGACCUAGAUUACUCUAGAAAGGUAUUCAACUAUAAGAUGAGUAGAGCUAGGAGAACUGUAGAAUGUGCUUUCGGAAUGCUAACUCAGAAAUUUGGUGUACUGAAAACAUCAAUGGAAACAAGCACUGAGGUAUCUAAAGCAAUAGUUAAAAGUAUCUGUGUGCUUCAUGAUUUCAUUCACCAUGAAUACAGCAUGAACUUUCGUAGUGAUAAUGAUGAUGCAAUUGAUGACCACCACCAAAACAUGAGGAGCCUGUCACGAGCAAGAAGUACAAGGCCUACAGCAGAAGCCUUGUCCAUUCGCGACACUCUGAGAGAAUACUUUGUCUCACCAGGUGGAGCUGUCGAGUGGCAGGACAGAAACAUCCACUGA
Messenger RNA from Penaeus indicus, 885 nucleotides. RefSeq lists its product as uncharacterized. Lineage: Eukaryota; Metazoa; Arthropoda; Malacostraca; Decapoda; Penaeidae. The transcript is spliced from 2 exons. The record is from RefSeq and is a predicted model, not a curated record. The coding region runs from base 1 to 885 and encodes 294 amino acids.